This is a messenger RNA of Larimichthys crocea (large yellow croaker), 1725 nucleotides long. RefSeq lists its product as hypothetical. Lineage: Eukaryota; Metazoa; Chordata; Actinopteri; Sciaenidae. The transcript is spliced from 5 exons. Bases 152 to 976 code for a protein of 274 amino acids. The record is from RefSeq and is a predicted model, not a curated record.
CUUCACCAAAAUCAGUGCCAGCUGAAUGUCAGGAAGUUAAUCCUCCUUUCAGAGUUUCAGCACCUGGAGCAGUACCUGGCUGUAGUUCUUCCGGUUGAGCACAACAAUAAAGAGCAAAAAGAGACAAACUGCGCCACUGAGGACGAUCAAAAUGAAUAUUCAGGGACAGGAACAGGUGGAGAAGAGCUACGACCCACUAGAUACCACCCUGAAGUUUGUCAAGAGGAAGGACGACUUGGAUCCAUUGUUUUCAGAUGAAGAUGACGGCUGUCUCAAAGCAGAGAUGUCCUGCGGCCACGCUGUCACUCCUGAUUCUCUAACACAAUGGUGUUGCAGCCAGCUGGAUGAGGGUAACUACAAAUUCAGAUGCCCUGCUGUGGUGGAGGGAACCAAACUAUGCAAUAAAGUGUGGUCGUACCAAGAGGUGCGCAGACUGGCUGAUUUAACUGUUGAGGAAAUUCAAUACUUCGAAGAGAACAUGGCUCGUCUGGCUGCUGCAGAAUACACUGAAAUUCAGCAAUGCCCUCAGUGCAGAACAAGUGUGGAGAGAAAGAAUCUCUCCAACCUGUGUGUCCGGUGCACCAUAUGUACGGCUGACAAGAAGAAGACCUACCAGUUCUGCUGGCAGUGUCUGAAGGAGUGGAAAGGUCCAGCUCCACGCUCUGACCGCUGCAACAACGACGGCUGCAUCAACCACGACCUCGAGCUUCUCAAGAACUGCAAGACCACCGCCCUCCCUCAGGUGCAGGGAGUGGACGCAUGUCCCUCCAUCCGGGCCUGUCCAACCUGUGGUCAGAGGGUGGAGCACGACAGGACAGGCUGUAAGAACGUCAUCUGUCAACGCUGUCAGGUUGAGUUCUGCUUUGUGUGUCUGAAGCUCACUCCUGAGUGCCUGAAGACGAGCUCUCACUUCAGACCCUGUAGCGCCGGUGUGGCCCCCAGACAAACCUCCAUACCUGUGUGGCACAGAAACUAACUUUUUGCAUAUAUUUAUGACUAGCAUCACUUUCUCGCAUCUAUCUUCAUGUUUUUUCUUUGUUUUUCUGAAUCACAACUUGACACAUUUCCAUUAUUAUUACUUACGGUUCUGGUAUUAUAGUGUGCGUGUGGUUUGUCCAAACUUUAGGAUCUGUUGUCCAGUCAGGAAAUGAAUAAAAAGGAAAACUAAACGUCAGAUUUGUCAUCUGUAAUUGUGGAAAUAAUAUUGACUGUUGACCCCGUUGCUACGAACCUGUCUGCAGAACAUUGUAUUCCAUUGUUUUGUAUGAAAUUUAUUACAUAAAUAAAACUAUUACCAGCAUUAUUCUGCUACUGAAAGAAGUUAUGAAAGUUAUAAAGAAGUAAAAGAAGUUAUGUUGUCCUCAGGUUUAUUAUGUAAACUGUUGAAUAGUUUGAAGACCCUGUAGGCCUUCCUACAGCAAAGACUAAUUAUGUGUUAAGUAUAAACACAGGUCACAUAAGUAACAUGUAACAUAUUUCCAUGUUUACUUUUUAUAAGCAGAACAGUCAGGAUCACAUAUUUCGUCGGCUUCAGGCUUCACAUAGUUUAUACAGCAUGUUCUGAAAUACUGUGUAUGAAUAUAUUCUAUGUUUAAGCCCACUGUGAAACUAACUGAGUGCACUAAAUAACACAAUAAUAAAACAACACUGAACAAUGACGACACUGAUAAAGUGAUGAGUCUGGAAAAGUGAUUUAAUAUCCAACAAAGUCACUAAGAUGAACAA